This is a messenger RNA of Saccostrea cuccullata (small rock oyster), 734 nucleotides long. RefSeq names its product ryncolin-1-like. NCBI's taxonomy places the organism in Eukaryota, Metazoa, Mollusca, Bivalvia, Ostreida, Ostreidae. The transcript has 4 exons. The record is from RefSeq and is a predicted model, not a curated record. The coding region runs from base 1 to 612 and encodes 203 amino acids.
AUGAAGAGAACUCCAGAAGUGCAAGGAAAAGAUGGAGUGUAUACUAUAUACCCUGACGGCAGGACAGAGAAGCGAGUAUUCUGCGAGAAGACGACAGAAGGAGGAGGCUGGACGGUCAUUCAACGACGAAAAUAUGGCAUCACUGAUUUUUAUCGAUCGUGGGCGGAAUACAAGAGAGGAUUCGGAAGAGCAGAGACAGAUUACUGGUUAGGAAAUGAAGCAAUUCACUCACUGACGUCACUAGCAGCAGAGGAACUUCGGAUAGACCUUGAAGACUUUUCAGGUUCUAAAGCAUAUGCCAGAUAUUCUAAGUUUGUAAUUGCCAGUGAGAAGGACAAGUACAAGCUGACAGUCAGUGGAUACAGUGGCAAUACAGGAGACGGUAUGAAAUUUCACAAUGGUCAUGUCUUUGCUACGAAGGACAAAGAUGACAAAGGAAACAGUGCUAAAACUUAUCGGGGAGGAUGGUGGUAUCACAACGGUUACUAUUCAAAUCUAAACGGACCAUAUCGAACAUCUGCAAUGAAAACUUUUGUGGCCAUAGUAUGGAGAACCUUUAGAGAUAAAACUGCUCUUAAAUCAACAAGGAUGAUGAUUCGUCCAACACAAUGAAAUGUCAAAGUAUCUGAUUAAAAGACUCGGAAAACAGAAAUAAAUAUGAAAAUGAUAGUGAAAUUCAGCUCAUUUUAUUUGUUGCAGUUUAUUUGAUGAAAAAUGAAAAUGGUUAACAAUAC